AUGAUCACAUUUAGUUGGCACAAAGUCUUUGCCGCCGGCGAAGGAGCACACAUACCCGAACUCGCCGACAACCCACCAGAACCACCUAGUUUGGAGUUUUACGUCCCUCCUUUCAACUCCAACCCAACGUCGGCUAUACUCUGCCAGACAUGCCGCAGUCUCCGUGAGAUUGCUGAGCCGGUCCUUCACCGACACAUUUACAUUCCAAAUGCGAGUGUGAAGAAGUUCAUAUCACUGUUCAAGUGUUGGAAAGCACGGCCUCACUGCGCUCAGUACACCCGAAGACUCACAAUUGAGGCAAGAUCACAACGCCUUGAAGGAUAUUCCCACCGUGCAGUAACGCGUCUCAUUGAUCUUGAAGAUGCCGAUUUCGUUUCUGGCAUCAUCCAAGAUGUAGGUCUCGAGAUACGACCCGAUUGGUACGAGUAUGACUGGAACAUCAACGUCUUCGUGGAAGUCGCCAUGUUACUGGCACAGAACGCCGAAUCCGUUGAGUUGAUGUUUGAACCCAAACGCGGCGUCUAUCGACAACCCUUUGACAUGAUCCCCGAGCCGAACAAGACAACUAAGCCAAUCCUCUUCAAUAAUCUUCGACACCUUCACUUGAUGCAACCAGGCCUCAGUACUAUGGACGAGUUCAAGUCUAUUUUGCACUGCGCGCCAAACCUUCAAGGACUUCGGCUUGAUCUUUGCGACGACCCUAUGUCCGUUUUCACCCUUCCGCCGAACCUCACCAGUCUCAUUCUACGGCGCACCAAUCUCAGUACACGGCACUUCCAAUCAAUGACCUCGAACUUCACCAUGCUACGCCAUCUAGAGCUUGUUUUUAAUGGCUUCUCACGAGAAGCAUCCAUCAUGGAGGCCAUUGCAAAGCAUCGUAACACUUUGACGAGUCUCAUAUUGAUAUCUGGCAAGACUCUUCCCUUUGCAAAGCUGAAGAGUCUCCACAAACUCGAAUCUCUUACCAUGAGCAUCGAGACCGUGCGGCCCGAGGAUUUGUUGGGUUCGCUUCCAUCUUCUUUGCGCGAGUUACGCAUUCUGGAAGAAACGGAUGGCGGGACUGCACAUCGACCUGAAAUAUGGUUCGAAGAUUUCAACGCCGACUUGGAUGCACGAAGUGGCAUUUGGGCUCUCCUCGCACUAGUACUCCUGGUCAAUCUGGCCGCCAGUCUCUACCAGCUUCCCCUCAGCAGAGUCAUUGAACGCCGCCUCUGCCGCGAGCAUUACGCGGUCACAGAUCCUUCGGUAAUCGACAAAGAUGGCAAUGUUGCAGAAGGUUUUUGCAAGGUGGACGAUGUGCAGCAGGGUCUUGCCUGGAUUCAAGGAACUAUGGAAACGGCGUGGAUCGUGGGUGACUUCAUCAUGACGGUUCCGUUGGGAUUCCUCGCGGAGAGGUACGGUCGGCGGUCCAUCCUCUGCCUCAACAUUGUGCCCCGCAUCAUCUUGUUGACGUGGGCCGUUAUCGUGGGGUACUUUGAGCAGACCUUGCCGACCAAAGCCAUGAUCGCAUCCCCGUUCUUCUCGGUCCUAGGCGGUGAUUGUGUUUUCAACUCAAUCACAUAUGCCAUAGCUUCCAACAUGACAGACGACCACGUCCUGAGGGCCACGUAUUUCGGAUGGAUGGGCUCCGUGUCGUAUGUCGUCAACUUGCUUGGCCCAGCUCUCGCAUCAGCAUCUAUGAGUCUUCUUCUCUGGCUUCCGUUCUGGAUUGGAAUCGCUCUCCUUCUUCUGGCCAUUCCCGCUAUCUCCCUCUUGGAGGAAUCACCUGACAGCCACCCUGACGCGGACGACCAAGCGAGACCUCUCCUCUCAUCUCCUGUGCUGAAAGCUCAAGACGCCGAUUCAUCCCUUCUGAGAUCCAUCCUCCAGCGCUUCGGCGUCUUGAAGUCUAUCGUCGCAGGUCAUCCUCGCAACAUGACCCUCCUGCUCAUCAGCUUUGUCCUCACCUCGCUCGCAAGCUCGGACACGAAGUUGCUUGUGCAAUACAUCUCGAAACGCUAUCACUGGACGUUUGCGUCUACAGGCUAUCUCCUCUCCGCCAAAGCCGUCGUCAACUUCACGCUCCUGACGGCCAUCAUCCCCGCCAUUCUUCGGUCGAGACAGAAUAGGUUGCGGCAUAUUCCGCCUGAGCUGGCCAGUCACCGGAUGAACAUACACUACGCCAACAUCUGCUUGGUUGUCUCUAUCCUCGGUGCUCUGGCGAUUGCUGUAGCGAGCCGGAUCUGGAUGAUGGUACCCUCACUGUUUCUCUACGCUCUCGGCUCGGCGCUGCCGGUAUUCACGCUAUCACUGCUCAAGUCUCCCUUCAUCUCACCAAAGAGACACGACCAGCCGGUCGACUCCGCGGACCCAGAGUCACACAUAUUUUCGAUUGUGAUGAUGGUCAAGACUUCAGGAUCGCUUUUAGGCGCACCACUGAUGAUGGUCCUAUGGGUGAAGAGCAUAGCGAUCGGCGGCGCAGCUCUCGGCAUCCCGUACCUUAUUUCAGCCAGCUGUUAUCUUGCUGCUUUGCUCGUCUUAGGUCGCAUCACAACGGAGUAG
This is a messenger RNA of Colletotrichum abscissum, 2541 nucleotides long. Its product is annotated as major facilitator superfamily transporter. The record is from RefSeq and is a predicted model, not a curated record. Gene Ontology annotation, molecular function: transmembrane transporter activity. Gene Ontology annotation, biological process: transmembrane transport. NCBI's taxonomy places the organism in Eukaryota, Fungi, Ascomycota, Sordariomycetes, Glomerellales, Glomerellaceae. Gene Ontology annotation, cellular component: membrane. Bases 1 to 2541 code for a protein of 846 amino acids. The transcript has 5 exons.